AUGGCUGAGAAAAGAAAGCGUAGCCAAAAUUUUACGGAUGACGAAAAACAAAAAUUAAUUAAAUUGCUCAUGGAGCAUAAAGACAUUAUAUUAAGUAAAAAAACGGAUGGAGCCACGAAUGAAGCAAAAUUAUCUGCGUGGAUGCAAAUAACCGCUACAUUUAACGCUACUGGAUCAGUAUUCAGAUCAAAACAAUCUUUAUUGAAAAUGUGGGAAAAACUCAAAAGUGCUAGCAAAUCAUAUUAUUUUUCUACCAGAGAAAGUAUAGAACAGGCUGGUAGUGGCACAUGUACUGUCAAAAGAGACCCUAUAUUGGCACAGGUGUGUACCAUGUUGGGUCACAGUUGCACAGAAAUUGAAGAAGAGAAUGUUUCUAAUGUUGUUGAGGCGGUAAUAUCUGAAUGUGAUAGCGAUAAUGAAAGUCUACCAAAAGUCAUCAAUUGUGAAAUUGAUGUGGAAAUACCAUUUGCCGCUGAUGAUCCACUAAAGGUUCCUAGACUAUGGUCAAGAUCAAGGAGACGACGAGCUUCCUCAAUUAAUGAAAGACAAGAAGCCAUGAACUCUCGGGAUUCUGGCUUCAAGGAUGAAAAGAAGAAAGAUGCGGAUGAGUUAAAGAUUAUGUUGCUUGAAGAGGAGCUCACAACUAAAAGGCAACUCAAUGAGCUACAUAUCCAAGCUGCUAGAAAAGAGCUUAUUAUUAAGGACUUAGAAAUAGAAAUAAGAAAGGCAGCACUGGAAAGAGUACAAGGAGGUAGUCUACCAUGGCCAAGUGUUUUCGGAGAUUCACUUAAAGAGGAACAUUAA
Messenger RNA from Spodoptera littoralis (African cotton leafworm), 804 nucleotides. The record is from the annotation of a GenBank genome assembly. Lineage: Eukaryota; Metazoa; Arthropoda; Insecta; Lepidoptera; Noctuidae.